ACAGUCACAGUCACACUGCACGCUUGUGUGUUACCCUCUUUGCGGCACGGUCACAGUCACACUGCAUGUUCGCGUGUUACCCUCUCUGCGGCACGGUCAUGGUCACACUGCACACUCAUGUGUUAGCGCCUCUGCGGCACGGUCAUGGUCACACUGCAUGCUCAUGUCUUAGCCUCUCUGUGGCAUGGUCAAACCGCAGGCUCAUAUGUUAGCCUCUCUGCAGCACGGUCACACUGCACGCUUGCACAAUAAUCUCUCUGCAGCCCUGUCACGCUCUGCUGUCCACUGCAAGCCCUGCCUGGUGCAGGGAGAUUGGCCGAUGAUGUCAUAUUUGGUGGACGUGGGCCCAUUGCUCGCAACACAAGCAGUGGGACACCUGUGGGGGGCGCUGUGCAAAAGAAUGGCUCAAGUUCUGCCUUCUGCGGCUCAGCAAUGUGUUUUGGCAGCCUUCCUGUUCCCGUCUUCAGCCUGUGAUGGUGCUUUUCUGUCUGCCAGCUUCGAGGGUGUCGAUACGGCUCCUUAUUCGGCCUACUUGGGUUUGCAGCAGUAUGUAGUGGGUGCUGCUUGCUCAGCUGCCCCGAAGACCUGAGUCCACAGUAAGAGGCUCCCCCUCAGGCAGGUACACUGAUGUAAUGGGGAAAGCUGCCCCCCUCCACAUUAGAACUCACCACUCCCCAAAGACUGAAGCUUUUAAAAGAAAUGCUCUUACAACACCCCCCCCCACCCCCAGCACACAAACACGCCUCAACACAGGAGCAUAGAGCGAUGCAACAUUACGCCCCCUUGCAGGUAGUCCACUAGGUGCAACGGCUGGUGGAGGGAGGGGCAACACCCUAAGAGUGUGGGGACCGAAGCCGGAAUUUGGAGGAAUGUUCCUGGAAGGCUUAUCGCUCCCGUCCUGAGGACACUGCCGGGCUCAUCUCCGUCUGCCUGAUGGCAGCACAGCAAGUGAAAUGCAACGUGACUCCAGGCUGGGCAUUCGGUGCGUCUGCAGUGCAUCGGCGCAGUUCCUGCUGCACACCCCGUCCUGCCCCCUGCUGACCUCUGCUUGCGAACAAAUGUGAAGGUGCUUCUGGCAGGAGAGACACUGCUGAUCCCUGCUCUGCCGUUAUUAGCUGGGUGGGGGGGCUUUUUUGGGGGACACGACUCUUCAGAAUGUGACGGCAAGCAGAGCUUUCAUCAAGUCUGCGUCUCAGAAGAUGGAGGGAGGGAGAGAGGGGGGGAGCCAUCUGCACGUCCGCCCCUAUGCAGAACCGCUGAUGUCAUGACUGUUGCUAUGGGUGACGAGUGGAGCAGAGAGAGGGAAUUCGGUGCAGUGGGGGACGGGGGCUUUCAAUGCAGAAAUCAAGGUAACGGGGCAAGUGUGACUAACGGGAGAUAGGAGACUGGUUGGGGGUUGUCAUUCAGUAGGUUUUAUCCUUUUUUUGGGAUGCAGUAUCACGGAGGAAGGGAGAGAGAGAAAAAGAGAGCAGGGGGAGGGACAGAGACCAUUUUAGACAGGCUGAGCCAUCAGCCAAUCAGAAUGCACUGUGGUCACAGCCCAGCAUCCAAUGGCAUGUGCCGUGGUGUGCGGGCCCUUAUUAAUGAAUGGAGCAGCGGAGAGGGAGCAGAACGAGGUGAAGGUACGGCAGCAGGCAGCCAUGAAGGGGCUCCAGCAUGAGGAAGAUGCAGAUGCAGACACACAGAGCCCUGUGGAGGCAGCUGCACCGGGGCCCACCUCCCUGCCACUGCCCCAGUCCUCUCGUCGCUCCAUCUCCAUGGGGGACUUUCGGCGGGCGAGCCCCCAGGCCACCUCGGAACCUGCCUCGGCCGCCGCCACGGCCCCAUCCUCACGCCUAGUGACACCGAGCUCCAGCAUGGAGUUUGAGGCGGCGCGGCGGCGCCUCCUGGAGGUGGAGGAGCGCCAGCGUGUCAUCCGCGAGAUGGAGGGCCGGUUGGAGGAGCUGCGCGAUGUGUUCGUGCGCUCGGAGCAGGAGGCGGUGGCGCACGGCGAGCUGGUGGGCCGCAUCACCAGCGCUGCCCAGCAGGGGGAGCUCUACGCUGCAGAGAACGGUCAGCGCCUGAAAAAGGGCCUGCGCUUCAAGGGCCGCCGGGCCUCCAUCGUGUUCUCCUCCAUGCUGGGUCUCCGCACGUGUCUGCCCUGGCGGGUCAAGCUCAAGUAGGGAAAGGCCACCCCCACAGCCUCGUUGCAAGCCACCUGCCUUCCUGAGGGGGGCGCUAUACCUUCUCGUGGAUGUUCUACCGUGCGUGUCUCUGUCUCUUCCUCUGGCUGGUCGUGUAAUCUCAGGUGACUCCUCGCUGCUGACUUACACAAUGCGGAAAACAUGCGUCUGAAUCCUCCAGCUUUUGGAUAAUUCCCGCUGGUCUCCCGGACGCCUCAGGUCACCAGGUAACCGCAGCUGCUCUUCUGUACCAUGCACUGACCAGCAUGGAGCCCAACACCCCCGCUCUCCCCCCCGCAUGGUGACUCAGUGCUGGUUUGGCUGUACGGUUACGUAAACAUGGGAGAGAAGCGGCAACGGCAAGGUCACAGCGGGGGGGGGGGUGGACUCCAUCGUCAAGACAACAUGCCCGUGUUACUCAUCUCCGUGGCGACUGCAGGCACAUCCCUCAGUGAGUGUCUUCUCUGGGGGGGUGGAGUGCUCUGCAUAUGGAAACACUGAACUGUAGACUGUAGAAGCUUCUCACUUUCUUCAGGGGGGUUUGUUUGUUUUCUUUUCCAUUGCAGGCACCCCCCUGAACACUGCAUGAUGGGUAAUGGUCAUGGGAGGCAGCCGUUCUCAUUUUGGGUAUCGGUUCAUACAGAAACGGGGGGGGGGGGGGGCACUGGUGCCCAUUUUCCUGCAGGGAUUUUGUAUCCAGCUUCUUUGACCAAUGUCCUGUAGUCCUUUAGAGGUUCAGUGAAAUAUUAACACUCUAUUAGUAUUCUGCUCGUCAGAUUAUUUUUUAAAAAAUGAUGACUGGAGUCUCUGUACAGGAGUGCAAUAAGAGCUUUUAAUGGUGUGUAGGAGGAGAUGCUGGUAACCAUCGCCCUUUAAAGAUCUGCGUGAAGACAGUCUGCGUGCAGCAUGUGUUUGCGUUAGCCCCCCCCCCCCCACACACACACCCCCCUGAUCCCCGUCCCAGAAGGCUGAAUGGCCCCUUUCCAGAAAUAGCAUGUAGGGGGGAGUUUCUGCAGGACUCGGGUGCUUAAAACUGCGGGAUGAGGGAUGCAGUGCAGUGCAGUGCGGACUCCUCCAUUAUGACGGAGACAAGUGGACAGGAGCCCAAACACCCCCAGACCACGACACACAGCUGCACGGAGCCUUAUGGCCCCUGUUUUCAGGAUCCUGCUUAAACACAACGCUGUGACGCUUCUUAGACAUUACUCAUAUUUAUCUGUACCAUCACUAAAUUUACACUUAAAACUCUGUUACAGUUUAUGCUUUAUGUAAAGAUGAAAAUGUGAGUAAUUAACUGCCUAGAAGUUACUUUUAAAUAGGAGAUGAACUGGAAUGGCUGAACACUUUUAAAUGCUUUUUUAAGCUGCAUUUUAUGCUGCCUGGACUCUUCUGUGGGUCCCGCUUCUAUCCAGCCGCUUCUAAUAUAGGACUGCACUGCACACCAGCCACCGAUAAAACCAAUUAUUUCUGACAGUUUUAAGUUUGUUCGCGCUGGUUUCACUCGGGUCGGGUGCUCUGUGUAAUAUAAAUACGAUACUGCCUUAUAUUGUCACAGCUUUAUGGAGGUUACUUUGGAUACGUCUGCUAUAUGGAGAAAUACACGUUAGAGCUUUAUUAGUGCCGUGUGGUGCUCCGUGAUCGGUAAGACGACGCGCAGAAAUAAACGCUGAGAUGUGCUGCUUGGUGUGCUGUUUAAAGCUGCUCAUUUACACGUAGUUAAUUAACCGCCGUAUCGCGUCCCUAUUUUUAUUAGGUCGUUUGAACGUUCAAACGCAAGGGCUAAAGCUUAGAUAUAUACAGUAUAGACUUCCGGACGUGUCCUUUAUAAUAAAGCGAGCAAAACCACGCAAGAAUUAAAUGCUUCUGUUUUCCGGCUGUGAGUCUUUAAACUACGUUUAUAAUGAUAGCAAGAGUUCUGGGACAGUCAUUUGCUUAAAUGGCAGCGAGAAGCCAGGGGUCCGGGUGCACGCCGUCCGGGGGCGUUACCAGCCUCGCUCCGCUUUAUCCGCGAUUUCAUACAGACACAAACACGCACACUUUUACCCAAAGACCUCUUGGCUCACAAGCAAUCUGAAUGUAUUUGAAUGUGUUUCUAACGUGAAAUAUCAAGCAUUUGAUCUGUCCGGAGCCGGUGGCAGAGCGAGGACUGGAUCUCCCCGUGGAUCAGCCUCACCCACCCCAGUCCAUGCACCCCUGUCCUGUCCAGAGAUGGCGCUCUCUGCAGUGGCUGCAUGGCUCUUCCAAAUGAAACGUGUGGUACUGAAUGUAACUCGGUGUCGCUGUUUGUCAGGCAGCCACUGCUCCAUCACUUUUUACUUAUCUAGGGUGACCAGAUAAUCCAUGUUAGGGAGGACACUGAGCUAGGACAGGAAUUGUAAAUUACCAUUUCAAUUAAACGGACCUGGAUUUCACUUGAGCACCGAGUUCUUGCUGGUCAGCAA
Messenger RNA from Paramormyrops kingsleyae, 4603 nucleotides. RefSeq lists its product as uncharacterized. The record is from RefSeq and is a predicted model, not a curated record. NCBI's taxonomy places the organism in Eukaryota, Metazoa, Chordata, Actinopteri, Osteoglossiformes, Mormyridae.